AGUUCAGAGGUCAAACACGUCACUUCCUUCGGCCAGAGUAGCUCAACGGAUCUCAUUUCUUUUGCUCAGCUAAAAUCACAGAAUGAAGGAGGUGAAGAGCGAACGGGAGCGGGGAAGCCGGCGAAGGCACAGGGACGGGGACAUGGUGGUGGCGGCGGCGGCGGCGGUGGUGGUGAAGCAGGAGCGCCUGAGCCCGGAAGCCGCGCCUCCCACCCACCGCCGUGCGGACUUCUCGGGCGGUAGCCAGUCUCCUCCGGCCGGCGAGCCCGGCCGCCCUGGCCAUCGCGGGAACCGAGCCCGAGGAGUUAGUCGGUCCCCAGCCAAAAAGAAAAACAAGUCCUCAGGGAGAAGAAGCAAGUCUCCUCGAACUAAGAGAAGCCGGAGUCCUCACCACUCAACAGUCAAAGUGAAGCAGGAACGUGAGGAUCAUCCCCGGAGAGGACGAGAGGAUCGCCAGCACCGUGAGCCAUCAGAACAGGAACACAGGAGAGCUAGGAACAGUGACCGAGACAGACACCGGGGCCAUUCCCACCAGAGGAGGAGCUCUGCUGAGAGGCCUGGGAGUGGACAGGCUCAGGGACGGGAUAGAGACAACCAGAACCUGCAGGCUCAGGAGGAAGAGCGAGAGUUUUAUAAUGCCAGACGCCGGGAGCAUCGCCAGAAGAAUGAAGUCAGUGGCGGUGGUAAUGAGGCUCAAGAGGUGGCUCCUCGACCUGGUGGCAACAGUAAAAACAAAGAGGUGCCUGCUAAAGAAAAGCCAAGCUUCGAACUUUCCGGGGCACUUCUUGAGGACACCAACACUUUCCGGGGUGUAGUCAUUAAAUACAGUGAACCCCCAGAAGCACGUAUCCCCAAAAAACGCUGGCGUCUCUACCCCUUUAAAAAUGAUGAGGUACUUCCAGUCAUGUACAUCCAUCGACAAAGUGCUUACCUUUUGGGUCGACACCGCCGCAUCGCAGACAUCCCCAUUGAUCAUCCCUCUUGUUCAAAGCAGCAUGCGGUCUUUCAGUAUCGGCUUGUGGAAUAUACCCGUGCUGAUGGUACAGUUGGCCGGAGGGUGAAGCCCUACAUCAUUGACCUUGGCUCAGGCAAUGGAACCUUCUUGAACAACAAACGUAUUGAGCCACAGAGAUACUACGAACUGAAAGAAAAGGAUGUACUUAAAUUUGGGUUCAGUAGCAGAGAGUAUGUAUUGCUCCAUGAGUCAUCGGAUACCUCUGAACUAGACAGGAAGGAAGAUGAGGAUGACGAGGAAGAAGAGGAAGCAGUGUCUGACAGCUAGCAGACUAAGAAAUAACCCCAACUAUUAAGACACCUUUUCCUUCUUGGAAGGCUUUGGGAUUGACUCAAAGAGCACGGUGGUGCUCUCUGUAAUGCCUCUUAUUGCCUUAAGUCUGUCCUCUGUUGCUGACCAGCUUAUGUUAGUUUAAGAACACUGACUUAUAUUUUGUUGAACUUUGUUCUGUGGCACAUCAGCCACAUGCCUGUGAGCAUUUAUUUUCAGAACAGUCUUACCAAUUACAGCACCUCGUGUUUGUGUAGAAGCAUUGUGGCUUUAGUUGGUGCUUUCAGAACUGCUGCCUAUGAAACUAAACCCUUGCUUAAAGGGGAGCCAUGGCUUGUUCUCUUUGUACAGUUUAUUUAUAUAGUUGUUACGCUUUGUGGACCAGGAGUUUUUAUUUUGGGGGCAAAUCCCGGAGCAGAGAAUCUUACUAAGCUUUGGUUGUCACCAAAACAGCCUCCAACAUAUACCAAAGCUUUGACUUGGCUUGAGCUCUUGAGUCAUAGAAGUUAAUU
This is a messenger RNA of Castor canadensis (American beaver), 1797 nucleotides long. RefSeq names its product Smad nuclear interacting protein 1 (gene Snip1). The record is from RefSeq and is a predicted model, not a curated record. Gene Ontology annotation, molecular function: protein binding. NCBI's taxonomy places the organism in Eukaryota, Metazoa, Chordata, Mammalia, Rodentia, Castoridae.